AUGCGUUCAAUAAAGAUCAACUCAGUGGGCAUCAAUGCUGAUCAGGAUAUUUUCUCAGUAGCCACCGAUUCGGGAAUUCGCUUAUUCAAUGUGAAUCCACUGGCAUUGCUUUCAAGUGUUAGUAAGGACCUCGUCGGAUCAGUCGGUUUCUGCACGAUUCUCCACCGCUCAAAUCUCAUCAUUUUCUCGGGGGCACCUGGCUCGAAAUUCCCCUCAAAUACAGUCUUCGUCUGGGAUGAUAAAGCAAAGGAAUUGGUGUUGGAGAUUGCAGUCCCCGGCGGUGCCAUUCUCAACAUUUUAGCCUCAUACACCCAUUUGAUCGUCGUGCAAGCAAGAAAACUACACAUUUUCCAGUUCCCCAAUCCGUGCAAACUUUUGCGAUCAGAGGAAGUUGGAUUGAGUCAAAAAACGAUUUGCGCUUUGAGUGCCGAUGUCACUUUCCCUUGUUUGGCCUUUUCAGGAUUCAAGAUCGGAAGCGUUCAAAUUAUGAGAUUAGACAAAGUGUCGAGUACUCUGUCUCAACAUUCGAAAACAGUAGACGCUCAUCAGAAUGAAAUCGCUCAUAUGGCAAUGAAUAAGCAGGGAAUGUUGCUAGCCACUGGAUCGAUUAAAGGAACUGUGAUUCGAAUUUUCGACACAAGAACUUGCGCGCCAAUGUGGGAGUUUCGUCGAGGCACUGAUCCAGCUGGAUUGCACUGUAUUCAGUUUUCCCCUUGUUCAACUUUCUUAGCCGUUUCGUCAGACAAAGGAACGAUUCAUAUUUUCUCUUGUCGUGACUCAAAGAGUAAUGUUGGCUCGACAAAGAAGAAUUUGCUUCAACAAUUCAUGCCAUCGGAGCAGCGCAGUAUCGCUCAAAUCAGUCUCGAGCCUCGUGUUCUCACAUUGGCAUUUGUGCCUGGUUCAUCAACAAGAAUCCAAUCAAUCGUUGCUCUCUGUGCUGGUGGCACAUAUCAUCGCUUCUCAUUCGGCUUAGAUGGUCACACAAAUCGUGAGGGUUUCGAUUAUUUCAUGCAAUUGGGUGACGAGGAAGAGUUUUGGACGCAACCAUUA
Messenger RNA from Mesorhabditis belari, 1050 nucleotides. NCBI's taxonomy places the organism in Eukaryota, Metazoa, Nematoda, Chromadorea, Rhabditida, Rhabditidae. The record is from the annotation of a GenBank genome assembly.